Molecule: messenger RNA, 4890 nt
Organism: Medioppia subpectinata
Lineage: Eukaryota; Metazoa; Arthropoda; Arachnida; Sarcoptiformes; Oppiidae
Source: the annotation of a GenBank genome assembly
AUGGCCCGAAACCGAACGUUUGAGGGAAAUACGCCAAUCCUAUCGGUGGCCGAUCCGGAGCUCAUCAAAAAGAUUUUGGUGAAAGACUUUCACGUAUUUAACAGUAAGAAGACUAACACACUAUUGGAGUCUCGGGCGCACCCAAUACUCGUCAAUAAUCUGAUCGCCACUAAUGGCGACCAAUGGAAACGCUUGCGAUCCGUAAUGACUCCCGCCUUCUCGUCGGCAAAGAUGAGGAAAAUGUAUUCAAUGAUCAAAACGUGUUUAAAUGAGUUGUUGGAAGCGCUGGACGUAUACGCCAUUGACAACAAUGAGGUCGACAUGAAGACAAUGUACGGCAAUCUGACAAUGGAUGUGAUCUCUUCGUGUGCUUUUGGCACUCAAACCAAUUCACACACCGAUCCUAACAGUGUGUUUGUGACCAAUGCCAACAAAUCCCUUAAUCCAAAGCCCUAUCGACUUCUGCUGUCAAUUAUGUUACCAAAACUUGUUAUGAAAUUAUUUAAUAUGAAACACGCCAUCGAAGAGUCGGCCAAUGAAUUCUUCUUCACAAUUGUCCGACAGAUAAUGAAUGGCCGGAAGAAUAAUAGAAACAAAUACAACGAUUUCUUAGAUUUAUUGAUAAACUUAGAGAAGAAUGAUAAUAAUGUCAUUACAAAUGAAAAAUACAACAACGAAUUGCAUCACAUGAAUGGAGGUAUAAAUAAGAUUUCUGAAUCAUCUCAGAGACACUUAGACUUCACGCCCCGUCUGUCAUCGGAGGACUACCCGUUGGGCGACACCGGUAUCAUCAUUAAAAAGGGACAGUCAGUAGAGGUGCCCAUUUACGCUAUGGCUCACCUUGAUGAAUUCUUUCCAAACCCCGAUUCUUUCAUUCCCGACCGUUUUUUGCCUGAAAACAGGCACAAUAUAGUGCCCUAUACUUACCUGCCCUUCGGCGGCGGUCCCCGAAACUGUGUGGGAAUGAGGUUCGGUCUAAUGGAAGCCAAGUUGGCGUUGGCUCACGUGGUGUUGAGGUACCGAAUAUUCAAUGGAAAAACACCGGCGCUAACUGUCGGCGAACCGGAACUCAUAAAAAAUGUUUUGGUAAAAGACUUUCACUCAUUCGCCGACAGGACCCGCAAGAAGAGGAUUCAUCCGAUACUCAAACACCAUAUCAUUGAAGCCAAAGGCGACGACUGGAAGCGCUUGCGAUCCAUAAUAACGCCGACAUUCACGUCGGGAAAGAUGAAGAAAAUGUAUCCAAUGAUACGCGAGUGUCUCAACCAAUUCAUGGACGCACUGGACGUAUGCGCACAACAGGGCAGAGACAUCAACGCUAAGGACAUGUUUGGCAACUUCACGAUGGAUGUGAUCGCCACGUGUGCCUUCGCCACCAAAACCAAUACACAUAAAGACCCCAACAAUCCUUUCAUGAAGAAUACAUUGAAGAUAUUCUCUCCGAAUAAACUCUAUAUUCUUUCGUUUCUCUUUUUACCCAAAUUUAUGCUCAAAUUCUUUCACUUAUACUCCGGUUUGGAUGAGUCGGCCAACGAGUUCUUCUUUGACAUCACUCGGCAUAUCAUUAAAGAGCGCAGAAAUGGUAACAAAAAGUACAACGAUUUCAUACAACUUUUGCUGAACGCCCAGCAAAACACCAAUAAUAAUAAUAAACAAGUGUUGAGGGAUGAAAAUGAUGCCAAAGAUGCUCACUAUCGCAACGAAGGUGCCGAGGAGUUGGCGGUGGAGAACAAAUUAUUAUCGGAAACGGCCGACAAAUACAUUACUGACGACGAAAUCCUGGCGAACGCGUGGAUCUUCUUUCAGGCGGGAUAUGAAACGACUGCUUCGACGCUCACAUUCUGUUCGUACGAAUUGGCACUCAAUCCACACAUUCAGCAAAGACUGUACGAAGAGGUGAUGUCUUCGGUGGACGCGAACGGAGAGAUCGAUUACGACGUGUUGUCUGGACUGCCAUUCAUGGACGCCGUCGUGUCGGAGACACUGCGUCUCCAUUCGCCUGUCCUUAGGAUAGGCAGAGAGUGUAUUAAGGAUUACAAGUUGGGCGACACCGGCAUUACCGUCAAGAAGGGUCAGGCCGUGGAAGUGCCCAUUCAUGCCCUCCAUAUGUCCGAUGAGUACUACGAGAAACCGUAUGAGUUUAUACCCGAAAGGUUUCUGCCUGAAAAUCGUGAUCGAUUAGUGCCCUAUACUUACCUGCCGUUUGGUGUCGGGCCUCGCAAUUGCAUUGGUAUGAGUGAAUACAACGGAAACACACCUCUCCUAAUAAUAUCGGAGCCGCAACUCGUGAAACAAAUUUUUGUCAAAGACUUUCAUAUAUUUCCCGAACGGAAUCACAACCGAACGCAACACCCGAUCCUUAAGAAGCAUUUGGCGUCCGUUAAUAUCGAUGACUGGAAACGCAUCCGAUCUGUACUCUCACCCACUUUUAGCUCCGCCAAAAUGAAGAACGUGUACCCAAUGAUCAACAACUGUCUGAAGGAUUUUGUCAAUGAGUUGGAUGUGUUGGCCAUCGAUGGUAAUGAGAUAAACAUGGUCACAAUGUACGGCCAGUUGACAAUGGAUGUGAUCUCAAGGUGUGCUUUUGCCACCAAAACCAAUGUAUACAAAGACCCGAACGAUCCGUUUGUAUUGAAUGCGCGCAAAGUAUUUGUAACAAACGUUAAGCGACUAAUUUUGAUGCUAUUAUUACCAAAGUUUGUAUUAAAUGUAAUGAAUGUGAAACACCACGCGGUCGAGUCGGCCAAUCAGUUCUUCUUCAAUAUAAUCCGACAGAUAAUUAAAGAGCGAAAGAAUAGCCACAAGAAGUACAACGACUUAAUGGACCUUUUGAUUAGCGCACAAAACAAUGCCAUCAAUAAUAGCGGCAAACAUAUUAAGACCGACGACGAGAAUGAUGUGAACGAAGCCCAUCAUCUCAACGAAGGCGAAGAAGAGAGAGAAGUGAAGAGAAAGACAUUAAUGAGUGCCGAGAAAUAUCUGACGGAGGAUGAGAUGUUGGCGCAGUCGUGGGUCUUCUUCGCGGCCGGCUAUGAGACGGCGGCCACAACUCUCACGUUUGCAACCUAUGAGUUGGCACUCAAUCCUAAUUGUCAACAAAAACUGUACGAAGAAGUGAUGGAAGCGGUGGACAGCAAUGGAGACAUUGAUUAUUACUUACUGUCAAAACUGUCGUAUUUGGAUGCAGUCGUCUCAGAGACACUAAGACUUAAUCCGCCGGCAAUUCAACUCGAAAGACAGGCGUAUGAAGACUACGAAUUGCCCGGAACUGGACUUACACUCAAAAAGGGACAAUUGUUGGAGUUUCCCAUUUUUGCCAUUCAUCACAACGAGGAGUACUACGAAAACGCCCAAAGUUUUAUUCCGGAGAGGUUUUUGCCCCAAAAUCGUCAUAACAUCAAACCCUAUACUUACCUACCGUUCGGCGCCGGACCUCGUAAUUGCAUUGGUAUGCGGUUUGGGUUAAUGGAGGCUAAGCUAGCUACUAAAUGGCAAAAUGCAUUUGGAAAAUUAUAUGGUGUAUACAACGGAAACAUACCUGUGCUGGUGGUCGCCGAACCAGAACUAGUAAAACAGAUUUGCGUCAAAGAUUUUCACGUAUUCCCCGACCGGAACCGUAAUCGAGUCGUUCACCCGAUUCUCGGCAAACACUUAGUGACCGUUUGUGGCGAUGACUGGAAGCGGAUCCGAUCGAUAGUGACUCCAACGUUCAGUUCCAGCAAAAUGAAGAAUAUGUUUCCAAUGAUCAGAAAUUGUUUGCAAAAUUUUAUCAAUGAGUUGGAAGUGUUGGCCAUCGAUGGUAAAGAGGUAAACGUGAAGACACUGUAUGGUCAGUACACAAUGGAUGUUAUCGCUACGUGUGCUUUUGCCACCAAAACCAAUACAUACAAAGACCCGAACGAUCCGUUUCUACUGAACGCUCAGAAAGUGUUCACAAUUAACGUUAAGCGUAUGAUUGCUAUGUUAUUAUUGCCGAAAGCGGUGUUAAAGCUGCUCAAUAUGACACAUCAGGCCGACGCCGACGCUAACGAGUUCUUCCUUAAUAUAACCCGACAUAUAAUGAAAGGCCGAAAGACAGGCGACAAGAAGUACAACGAUUUCAUCGAGUUAUUGAUGAGCGCACAGACAAAUGCUGACAAUAAUAAUGGCAAACAUGUUAAACAUUAUGACGAGAAUGAUGUCAAUGAAGCACAUCAUGUAAAUGAAGGGGAGGAAGAGAAAGAGGUGGAGCGAAAGGUUUUAGGUUCAGUCAAUAAGUAUAUUACCGAGAAUGAAAUCCUCGCCCAGGCGUGGGUUUUCUUUGUGGCCGGAUAUGAGACAACGGCCACAACACUCACGUGGGCUUCGUAUGAGUUGGCGCUCAAUCCUAUUUGUCAACAGAAAUUACACGAAGAGAUCAUGACAUCAGUGGACAGCAAAGGAGAGAUUGAUUACGAUUUGUUAUCCAAACUGUCGUAUUUGGAUGCAGUCUUAUCAGAGACAUUGCGACUGAACGCACCGGCGGUUGUUCUCGGAAGACAUGCGGUUGAAGAUUACAAGUUGGGAAAUACAGGCAUUACUCUGAAAAAGGGACAAUUGGUUGAAAUCCCUGUGUUUGCGAUCCAUCGCAAUGAAGAGCACUACGAAAACGCCGAAACAUUUAUUCCGGAGAGGUUUUUGCCCGAAAACCGUCACAAAAUCAAACCCUAUACUUACAUACCGUUCGGCGCCGGACCUCACAAUUGCAUUGGUAUGCGCUUCGGAUUAAUGGAGGCUAAGCUCGCGUUGGCUCAUGUAAUCAAGAGUUACCGAUUUGUCCGCAGCCCUAACGCUGAAGUUCCCCUUCCGUUGAAUAUAAGUCUUGCUAUUCAUUCGCCAAAGAGAGUAAUGAUCGGCAUUGAAAAGAGAUAA